AAUAAAAAUUAGCAUAAGUGUACCAAAUCCCAAGAAAAAAUGAGUAUUUCCAAUCUUCCCAAACUUUCCCCCAAAUUCCUUCUCCCUUUCCCUUGUCACUUUCCAACUGCUCCUUCAAAAACCAACCCAAUUCCCUUCAAUCUUCCCACUCUUCAACUGACACAAACAAAAACCCAUUUUGGCACAGAGAAAAUGAGCUCUGUGGAUGCUAGUGGCGUCGGUGGCGGAAAUGGUGGCGGGUUUGAUCAGAACAUGCUUGUGAUGAGGCACGGCGAUCGGAUGGACAACUUUCUUCCAACGUGGAUUACCACGGCGGAGAGGCCGUGGGAUCCGCCCCUUAUUGACGCUGGAAAAGUCAGAGCUUAUAAAGUUGGUAACGAGAUUCGAACCCGACUCGGGUUUCCGAUCCACCGUGUUUUUGUUUCUCCUUUCCUUCGAUGUAUUCAGACUGCUUCUGAGGUUAUCUCUGCUAUUUGUUCCUCUUCCGAUGAUUCAUUUGACCCCACUAAAGUUAAGGUUUCUAUUGAGUAUGGGUUGUGUGAGAUGUUGAGUAGGGAGGCCAUAAGACCUGAAUAUGCACCUAAAGAUGGUGAUUUUCGUUUCAAUAUCUCCGAGCUUGAAGCUAUGCUACCUGCUGGAACUGUAGAUCAUUCUGUUGAAAGGAUUUACCAAGAGAUGCCGCGGUGGGAAGAGACUGUUUUGGGUUCAAGGAACAGAUAUGAGCAUAUCAUUCAGGCGCUCGCAGAUAAAUACCCUAGAGAAAACUUAUUGCUGGUUACACACGGGGAAGGCGUUGGAACUUCAGUUUCAACCUUCAAGAAAUAUGUAACUGUUUAUGAAGUAAACUAUUGUGCUUACUCACAUGCAAAAAGGCACAUCACCUUUGGAGAAAGCGGGGCAGUCAAUGCUGAAAGCUUUCAGUUACUCACUGUUCCACACGCAACCGGUAUCGGGUUCAAUGCAGCAAACAGCUUUGCUGAUGGUGUAUAACCUCUACAUUUUGAGACCCAGAAGGGUGCUUUGAUUUCUUAAUAAUUGUUUGCAGCUAUAUACAUGCCUCAAUAUCCAGUCUUCUGGCCGGUAUACAUUAGGCUUAGAGUUGCUCAUUGUCAUAUUACAGGAUGAUGUUAGCCUGUAGCAUCAUUGACCGAAACAUUGAAACUUAUAGAUUUGAAGAAAACGAGCAUAGUUUCAUUUCA
Spinacia oleracea (spinach) is the source of this 1199-nucleotide messenger RNA. RefSeq lists its product as uncharacterized. The transcript has 4 exons. The record is from RefSeq and is a predicted model, not a curated record. Bases 40 to 990 code for a protein of 316 amino acids. Lineage: Eukaryota; Viridiplantae; Streptophyta; Magnoliopsida; Caryophyllales; Amaranthaceae.